CCCUCAAAACACUGGGAAAUUGCGUGAUAAUGCGGACCCCAAACACGAGGGAUUCGGCAGAUAUUUACUGAUGGACAUAUUUCCGGUACAGGAUAUUGCAGCAUGAAGAAGGAGCAAGUUGUCAACUGUCAGUUUUCGGUUUGGUAUCCGAUAUUCAAGAAACAUACAAUUAAAAGUCAGAUUCUGCCACUGCCUCAGAAUGUAAUAGACUAUUUACUGGACGAUGGGACACUGGUAGUCUCUGGAAGCGACCACAACACACAGCAGACACACACUAACAACAGCGACUCAAAUGCAGAGGAAGACAUUCAGUGGUCAGAUGAUGAAACAACCUCCACUGUCACUGCUCCUGAGUUCCCUGAAUUCACCUCUAAAGUGUUGGAGGCCAUAAACGCUCUGGGUGGACGCGUCUUUCCCAAACUCAACUGGAGCGCCCCACGGGAUGCUAACUGGAUUGCUCUGAACAGUUCCCUGCAGUGUCAUAGCCUCAGUGAUAUAUUCCUGCUCUUCAAAAGUUCCGACUUCAUUACUCACGACCUCACGCAGCCAUUCCUUGUGUGUAGUGACCAGGACUCCCCAGAUCCAGCUAUAAACUAUGAGCUGGUCCUGAGAAAGUGGAGCGAGCUGAUCCCUGGUGGAGAGUUUCGCUGCUUCGUCAAAGAGAACAAACUGAUCGCUAUCUCCCAGAGAGACUACACUCAGUAUUACCAGCACAUCUUGAAGCAGGAGGAGCAGAUCUGUCAGGCCAUACAGGAAUUCUUCAACCAGCACAUCCAGUACAACUUCCUGGACGAAGACUUUGUGUUUGAUGUCUACAGGGAUAGCCAGGGGAGGGUGUGGCUGAUAGACCUGAACCCUUUCGGAGAGGUGACCGACUCGCUGCUGUUCAGCUGGGAGGAGCUGACAUCCGGAGAAAUCACCCAGCAGCAGGAAAGCCCGGCGUUCCGCUACACCACCAGCGAGGUGACAGUGCAGCCCAGUCCCUGUCUGAGCUACAGAAUCCCAAGGGACUUUGUUGACCUGUCCACCGGAGAAGACGCCUACAAACUCAUUGACUUCCUCAAACUGAAGAAAAGCCAACAGGAAGAUUCGGAGGAGGAGGAGGAGGAAAAUGCUCCGCAGUGACACAGUGGCUCCACUGAAACCUGAAGAAGCUGCUGUCAACAGCUCUGUAUUUAAUGUUUCCUGCAUGAAGUGACUCUUGACCCUCUGUCCUGUUUCAAGCUUAUUUUUUAUUUCAGCCUGUUCUCUCUCACGCCCCUCUGUAAACGGUACGCCGUGUACUUUGAGUUUCCCCGAACAGCUCCUGUGUUAGUCCAACGAAACAUGUGAAAUUAGCAGAUCAUGUUAACGACUCCUUGAGGGUUCAUUUUGUGUUGAGUUGUUCUUUGCCUCAGACGCUGCUCAGUGCCGAUUGCAGAUCGUAAAGGCUCAGCGAGGGGAGGGAAGCCUCUGUGGUGUUUUUUGGUUUUUGAUGAAAGAUUUUUUUUUUUUUUAAUGGGAGAAUGGGACGUGUUCAUUAACACUGUAAAAAUGCCUGCUUUUAUACAGUCAGUCUGUCUUUAUUACGGUGCAAAUAGUGUCUCUGAAUUUCAAACUCCAUUGUAUGUGUGUUUCUGUGACAGACUUCUUUAUUUAACACUAAAGCAGUUCAUUACUAAGUCACCUUUAAUUUUCUUCUGUCCAGCCAUCCCUGCUCCUCCAUCUCUCCCUGCCAAUUUCCUCUGAGCAGUUUUGACACACUCAUUGCUCCGAGCCGCUCCGGGCGCUCUUUUAGAGUCCUGUUUUCCCAUCAUGCAUUGCUGUAGACUGUUGCUCCAAAAAAACACCAUUAAACUUCUUGUCGUGUA
Scatophagus argus is the source of this 1850-nucleotide messenger RNA. It is a transcript of the gene cdc123, whose product is annotated as cell division cycle 123 homolog (S. cerevisiae). Gene Ontology annotation, cellular component: cytoplasm. Lineage: Eukaryota; Metazoa; Chordata; Actinopteri; Scatophagidae. The coding region runs from base 103 to 1125 and encodes 340 amino acids. The transcript has 13 exons. The record is from RefSeq and is a predicted model, not a curated record.